UUACGUGCAAAAAUGUCUGUGUACCCCAGGCUGGAAGUCUGUAGAGAUUAUAUUGACAACAAAUGCAACCGGGAUGAAAAUUCUUGCAGAUUUGCCCAUCCACCUGAAAACAUCAGAAUAUCAAAUGGGAUGGUUAUCUGUUGUGCAGACUCUUUGCAGGUUUUCUUGCAGCAGCCAAAACAUUUUGUUUAA
Messenger RNA from Helobdella robusta, 192 nucleotides. RefSeq lists its product as hypothetical. Gene Ontology annotation, molecular function: metal ion binding. The transcript has a single exon. NCBI's taxonomy places the organism in Eukaryota, Metazoa, Annelida, Clitellata, Rhynchobdellida, Glossiphoniidae. The record is from RefSeq and is a predicted model, not a curated record. The annotation marks the transcript as partial.